AAUCGCCAUGCAGGAUCCUGGCAAGGCCACAGGUGGUAGAACAGGGAUUGAAGAAGGCGAGGAUGGGCAGCAGAGACCCCGAGCUUCCGAUAUCCAGGCUAGCUCUCAGAGUUCGGCGGCAGAGGGUGACCAAGACGAGGUCCCUCAUGAGAGUGGACCACAAGAUGCCAGUAACCUGUCUGUUCCAGGCAGGUCCCGCCCAGGGAGCCCUGUAGGGUUAGGUGUGGCAGCCGAAGAGGCAGCUGUCGUUCCCCAAGAUGAGCUACCAACACUUCUCCCUGGACCCAGUGGAGAUGUUGCAACAACUGCAAGUCGACUCCUGGAGUUCACUGUAAGAGUGCCUUUCAGGUCUGCAGUAGAGGCAGGCAUGGCCCGCAGGUCCCUGGUCGCCAAUGCCCAGCGCCAGCUACUGAUGGUUCCACAGGAGUACACUGUGAAUGACAGUACCUUGGUUGUUAGGUGGACAACUGACGACACCAGUCUCUUCCAGAUUUCCAUCAAUAGUUUCCUUGACCAGCUCUCCGUGGUGAUGAGAAAUAUUCGGCACUUCCAGUUUGUGGCUGUUGUCGAACGAGGAAGAGGAAGGAUUCAUCACACCUAAACUUUCUCCCCCUAAAAGACAGGACAAAGUCAUUUUGUGUUUUUGGUAAUUGAUACCUUGCCUUCAAAUUUCAAUGUUUUGAUGCGAUUUCCCCUUUAUCAGUCCAUGCUUGGCUUGUUUCCCUUUUGCUUAAGGAAAGGGUGCUUAAAUGUUUGUUGCUGAACAAAAUAAAACUAACAUAUUGUGGUUUAGAUGUUUUUGGUUAGGUUUUGGUCUGACAUUACUUUUGGCUAUGGCAGAAGCCUCCAGUUUUCUCAUCUGUGUACUUUGGUUGGAAGGAAAGUUCUGAAAUUUAAAAUUUCACACAGUCCGAAGCAGGGAAAGAUAUUUUAGUAAAUGGAAAGAAAAUUGCUUUAUUUAAAGUCAGUUACUUAUUCAGCACACAAUAUGCUUAUCUUUGAAGCAAGAUUUUUUUUGGUUAGAAUAUGAUAAAGAGCUUUGCUAGCAUGCCAGAGUCCCUGAGUUCAAUCCCAAAGUACUAUUUUAAAAAAAAAGGUGUGUGUGUUCUAUAGAACUAAGUAUAUAAAGGCAAUAAAGACAUUUUUAUGUUUGUCCUUUAAUAUUUUUCCUGGAAUAUUUCUCUUAUGGAAUACUAGCUUUUCCAUUUCCUCACACUUUUCAGGAAAAUUUUAUGUUAAAAACAUCCUAUAUACAGAUAGUAAACGUUUAGGCUUAUCCACUUUUUCCUAUAUAAUAAAUAAUUUAGUUCAUGAAGACUUACUUCCUUAAGGUAUAUUAGAAGAGGCAGAUUUCCUGAAUUAAACAUUUAUACAGUCACGUAUUAAAUUUCUCCACGUAUACUACUCGACCAUUUUCUAAUAUGGGCCUUACACUCACCAAAUCUCGGUCUUCAGACUCUCUUUCAUGAUCACUGGGUUGAUCGUUUUCAUACUGAUUUAGUUUGAGAGGACAAGAAAGAAACACCAGAGCAGGAUAUUUGAGGCUCCCAGGCCUUCUUUCAGAUUAGUGUAGGGCAACAUCGAGACAAAUGGUUGUGCUGUGUACAAACAGCCUGCAUGCGAGAAUCUUGCUAAACUCACUCAUUAGUUCUUGUGACUGUUUAUAUAUAUGUAUGUGUGUAUGUAUGUUUGUAUAUUUAAGUAUGUAUAUGUAUGUGUAUU
Chionomys nivalis (European snow vole) is the source of this 1722-nucleotide messenger RNA. RefSeq names its product EKC/KEOPS complex subunit LAGE3-like. NCBI's taxonomy places the organism in Eukaryota, Metazoa, Chordata, Mammalia, Rodentia, Cricetidae. The transcript has 3 exons. Gene Ontology annotation, cellular component: EKC/KEOPS complex. The record is from RefSeq and is a predicted model, not a curated record. The coding region runs from base 8 to 601 and encodes 197 amino acids.